Messenger RNA from Homalodisca vitripennis (glassy-winged sharpshooter), 2353 nucleotides. RefSeq lists its product as uncharacterized. NCBI's taxonomy places the organism in Eukaryota, Metazoa, Arthropoda, Insecta, Hemiptera, Cicadellidae. The record is from RefSeq and is a predicted model, not a curated record. The transcript is spliced from 10 exons. Bases 471 to 1751 code for a protein of 426 amino acids.
UAAGUGCAAUUUUCCAAGCUUCUUGUCCUGAGAGAAAAAAAAAAAACUUAAUGAUUGUUAGGCAAAUUUUGUAGUUUGGACACCAUUCAUUUCACAAUUUUACCUUAAAAGUUUGUAUUGUAUCGAAUAAAAUGUUAACCUUUUAAUAAAUUUCAAGAGUAAUGUACAUUAAAUGUGGAUAACAAAUUAGACCUCCACUUUAGACUAAAAUUAAGUGAUAUAUGACUCAUUACUCAUAAAAAAACUAUUCUAAACUAAAGUAAAUAUUCCUCAAAGAAUGAUUAAAAUAAGAGUUUGAGAGGUUUGUUAUUAAGAAGCCACUUGUUUUACUUAUAUUAAGAGGAUUAAACAAUAUAGUACUAACCCACUUAUCAAUAAGAUAACAAAGUGUUUGAGCAGUGGUAUAAUUAUCAAGAAGAAGAGAAAGCACUAUUAUCUAAUCAGGUUUAACCACACCUCUGUCAUAGGCCAUGUCUGGUGUUUGUUUGUCUGUCGGUAACAUGUAUUUGAGUUGGCUUCUAAUAAUAGUGGUUUGUGUUUUAGUUUUGUGUAGGUUCCAGCUGUUCAACAGUUCUCAGAUGAAGAUAUUAGAUAUUUAUAAUCUGCCUGGGAAGUGGUAUUCUUUCAAGUGUACAUUGGUUGUUGUGUUUUUGACAAUUAGAAAGUUUAUAGCACACUACACAGCUAAACGAGACUUAGAGCCUGGCUAUGGAGUGCUCUCUCAUGAUUUCCCAGAGGAAAUGGAUAAGAAGCAGUCUCUUUCAGAAGAUCCAAAGGCUUUUGAUGCAGUCUACAUGAAUGGAGCUAACAGGAUUGGCUGGUACAUUGUGGUUGGACUGGCUCGUCGGCAACUCAAUGUGGAUGGAUUUUUACUACUUAAGGUUCCUGGAGUAGGACUGCUUCUCUCUCCGAAGCUGCCAGAUACAGUACUGAACGUUGAUGAAGCAGAAGACUCAAGCUUCUCGUCUGAAGGCCUCAAGCUGACACCUCUUCAACCGAUGACUUGUUGGUGGCUCCAGUACAAAGGCAUGAUGAGAUUGUCUCACAAUCCACAAAAGAAGUUCCAAGUACAAUUAGAUGCAAGGUGGCAGUCAGAUUUGGGGUUCUUCAACUAUGACACUGACAUGCCUAUGAGAAGUUUAGCGAAAGGGUUAAGCAAUGAGACAUGGACAAAAAACUAUUUUAAAUGUUUAAAAGAUCAUCACCAAACCCAUUACGAGCAAUUUGGGGAAUUGACUGGAAAUGUUAUAAUUGAUAAUGUUGACUUCAAUAUUAAUAUGUCUGCUAUGCGAGACCAUUCUUUUGGUUACAGACGAGAAUGGAAAGCCUUUCACAGAUAUGCGUUACACAUUUUUACUUUGGCUGACGGGACUCGAGGUAAUGUAGGGGUUAUCUGCAUUCCCAACAUGUUUUCCAGGCUGGAAAUUGGCUAUGUGUAUGAAAAAGAGGGCUCUCUGGAACCACUUACAGAUUUGGAUUUUGAACUGUAUCAACAUGGAGAAAAUGGAAUUCCACCCAGUGACUAUGGAUUUACUUUCAAAACAGGACAAAAGUGUUACGAAGUUAAAGUACAAGUGGAGGAAACAACAGAUUUAUACUUAGGACUAGAUUGGGAGGCUCGGAUCACAGAGAGCCUGUCCCGCUUUACAGUGAAUGGUGUGGAGGGGUGGGGAGUGGUAGAGUGGAUGUAUGCUCACCGCAGUGGCAGAAGACCCGCAGGCCACAGUCAGUUAGCUGUUUCUUUACGAUGAACAAGAUGUGGUGAACUGGUGCGAUGUACGGCCCACGUUCCCGACAGAACAGACACGAUUGGAAGGACUGGAUUACCAGAUAACAGUUAAUUUAUGUACAUAUUCACAACUUGACGUACGAUACAUGUACAUAUUCGUCAUUGUCAAACAAUUUUACAUGUAUGGUCAAAUCUGGACAUUGUGUCUAGCUUUCUGUAUAAAACUGUAAAGUAAUAGAUUAAACCGAGUCCCUUAAAGCUAAGCAAUAAAUAUUUUAGAAAUUCUUUUAGUAAAAACUAAAUAAAUUAAUUGAGCAGAAAUUUAUUGAUUGAAAAAAGGACUGUCUGAUUGCAAGAAAAUACUAAUGAAAGUCCGAAACAGAUAUCUCUGAUAAUGUUUUAAUACCAGCUCACCUUAAAGUAGACGAAUGAGUCCUUAAUUUUAGAAUACCUUGGGUUCAAAGCACAUACAUUUGAAUAAAAACAAUGCCAAAACGAACUUGUGAAAAUUACAUAAUAAUAUUGGACACAGCUUUGUUAAUUUUUUAAAAGACCUUGAUUAAUGUCAACAGUAAUGUACAUGAUGUAAUGUGAUACUUUAAAAUAAAUAAAUAAAAGAGAGAA